Messenger RNA from Pestalotiopsis fici W106-1, 507 nucleotides. RefSeq lists its product as uncharacterized. The transcript has 3 exons. Gene Ontology annotation, molecular function: carbonate dehydratase activity; zinc ion binding. NCBI's taxonomy places the organism in Eukaryota, Fungi, Ascomycota, Sordariomycetes, Amphisphaeriales, Sporocadaceae. The coding region runs from base 1 to 507 and encodes 168 amino acids. The record is from RefSeq and is a predicted model, not a curated record.
AUGUCUACUAUACAGCAAAACCUGGAACAGCAUAAUGCAGAGUAUGCCUCUCAGUUCACCAAGGGGCAUCUGGCGUUGCCUCCAGCAAAGAAAUAUCUCGUCUUAACGUGCAUGGAUGCUCGCAUCGAUCCAGCGGCAGCUUUCGGCAUCGAUCUUGGUGAUGCACAUGUGAUACGCAACGCGGGCGCCAGCGCGCGGGAUGCGCUGCGGUCCAUAAUCAUUUCGGAGCAGUUAUUAGGAACCAGGGAGAUUAUACUGAUCAAGCACACUGGCUGUGGCAUGUUGACAUUUCAAAACGAGGAUGCUCACGGUAUCGUCAAGAAGAACUUGGGAGAUGCGGCGGCAAAGAAGAUUGAAGGGUUGGACUUUUUGCCGUUUCCCGACUUGGAGCAGGCCGUCAGGGAUGACGUCGAGUUUUUAAAGAGCGUCGAGACUGUUCCAAAGGAUGUCACUGUCAGCGGAUGGGUGUAUGAGGUGGAAAGUGGAAAGGUGAGACAAGUUGUCUGA